AAAAAGCCCUUAGGAUCUUUUCAGAGACUAAGUCCCAGCUGUGAAGACUUGAGACUUUGAGUAGUGCAGCGGAAGUUGAGACGAGGGCUUUCAAGACGUGUGGCAUUAGCAACUCGCUCGACGGCAAUGAAGACUAUCUGACCCUCCAGCACAUGCGCAACAAGCGAGAGGCAGAGGUGGAUGUUGAUGACGAGGUCGGGGCGGAUGGCUUCUCUGGAGACAACUCGGUAGGCGCUGAAGGUGGGGCUGCAGAGGAUGAGGAGGAGGAGGAGGAGGAGGAGGAGGAGGAGGAGGAGGAGGAGGAGGAGGAGGAGGAGGAGGAGGAGGAGGAGGAGGAGGAGGAGGAGGAGGAGGAGGAGGAGGAGGAGGAGGAGGAGGAGGAGGAGGAGGAUGAGGAGGAAGGGGAGGGGGAGUAGGAGUAGACUAGGAGUAGGUGUAAUGUGCG
Molecule: messenger RNA, 445 nt
Organism: Closterium sp. NIES-67
Lineage: Eukaryota; Viridiplantae; Streptophyta; Zygnematophyceae; Desmidiales; Closteriaceae
Source: the annotation of a GenBank genome assembly